Protobothrops mucrosquamatus (brown spotted pit viper) is the source of this 913-nucleotide messenger RNA. RefSeq names its product C1q and TNF related 6 (gene C1QTNF6). The coding region runs from base 1 to 792 and encodes 263 amino acids. The record is from RefSeq and is a predicted model, not a curated record. NCBI's taxonomy places the organism in Eukaryota, Metazoa, Chordata, Lepidosauria, Squamata, Viperidae. Gene Ontology annotation, molecular function: protein binding. The transcript has 2 exons.
AUGAAAGCCAUCCAAAUCAGCCUGCCCCUGGCUUUUCUUGUGCUCCCGCUCUUUGUGCUUGGGGCUCCCAGUGAGGAGCUUGGCCAGCAAGAAGUCCCUACCAGCUUGAGUGGUUGCAAGAGAUGUUGUGAUUCUCUAGAUGUCCCUGGGCCCUCCGAAGCCAGUCUUGGUGCAGACAGACCUCACGCUUUGCCAUUCGUAAUGCCAGAAGUUCGUCCAUAUAUCAACAUCACAAUUCUGAAAGGAGAAAAAGGAGAUCAAGGAGAGCCUGGAGUUCCUGGGAAAUGGGGCAAAGAGGGACCCCCUGGUGAUCAGGGACCCCAGGGUCCAAAGGGCAGCAAGGGACAAAUGGGGGCACCUGGAGAUCCUUGCAAGCACCAGUAUGCAGCUUUCUCAGUGGGCCGGAAGAAAGCUCUCCACAGUAAUGAAGGCUACCAGGCUUUGAUCUUUGACACUGUCUUUGUGAACCUCUAUAGCCACUUCGACAUGUUUAAGGGCAAGUUCUACUGCUAUGUGGCAGGCCUGUAUUUUUUCAGUCUCAAUGUCCACACCUGGAAUUUCAAGGAGACCUACAUGCACGUCAUGCGGAAUGACCAAGAGGAAGUCAUUCUCUAUGCUCAGCCCAGUGACCGCAGCAUCAUGCAAAGCCAGAGUCUGAUGCUGGAGCUGCGGGAGAAUGAUGAGGUUUGGGUGCGUCUGUAUAAGCGACAGCGUGACAAUGCCAUCUACAGUGAUGAUGUGGAUGUCUACAUCACUUUCAGUGGUUAUUUGAUCAAGCCCAGCCUUGAAUAGCUGUUUCCCUCCAAAGCACAAAUUCAUCCUUUAAACAUCCUCUUGAUUUCCUGUGAACUACUGCAAAUAAUACAGAAAAUGACCAAAAGAUCUGAAAACAGAGCACUGAAGAAAACUUUUU